Priapulus caudatus is the source of this 739-nucleotide messenger RNA. RefSeq names its product thiol protease SEN102-like. Gene Ontology annotation, molecular function: cysteine-type endopeptidase activity. The coding region runs from base 29 to 697 and encodes 222 amino acids. Lineage: Eukaryota; Metazoa; Priapulida; Priapulimorpha; Priapulimorphida; Priapulidae. The record is from RefSeq and is a predicted model, not a curated record. The transcript has 5 exons. Gene Ontology annotation, cellular component: lysosome.
UGAAGGAAUUGAGCAACUACACCAGGAGAUGAAUAUGUUUGGAGAUAUGACUUUCGAAGAGUUCCUAUCGAGUCACGGUGGCGCCAGCGUCGAUCCCAAGAAGCGAGAGCGAGGCUGGAAGGACAGACCUGUGACGCGCCGGUGGCGCCGCCAGACGCCGACUUCGUUCCCGAUCACCUACGUGCCCGUCGGUCUCUAUCCGAACUCGAACGAGUUCAAGGACUGGACGAGAACGCACGGGACGAACCCGUACGGUCAACCCGAAUCGUGCAUAAGCAGCCGAGUACACGACCAGGGCAAGUGCAACUCGACCUGGGCUCACGCGACGGUGGAGACCCUGGCGGCUGUCUGGUGCAUUAAGUUCGGUCAGUCAUGGCGUCUGAGCGCGCAGCAACUGAUCGACUGUGACUACGGCAACUACGGCUGUUCGCAAGGCGGCGAUCCUUACUACGCUCUCGAGUACAUACAUUUCGAGGGCAUCAGCGAAUCGAGGUUCUAUGCGGAUCACCCUGACACCAUCAGUCAGGCUCUGCCGAAGCAAUGCGUGCGUGAUGUGCCUCGAACCCCGGUAAAGGUUGACGAAGCAGGCCUGGAAAGCAAAGAGGCGAACCUAUAUAGUCUGCUGCAGACAGGUCCUGUCAUCGUGGGGCUCAACGUUGAACCAUUGCAGUUCUACAAGGAAGGAAUCAUUCGAUGACAAUACGGCUCCAAAAUCACCGCUAUCCGAAAACAUCCAGGC